Messenger RNA from Penicillium digitatum Pd1, 1695 nucleotides. RefSeq names its product MFS transporter. Gene Ontology annotation, molecular function: spermine transmembrane transporter activity. Gene Ontology annotation, biological process: transmembrane transport; spermine transport. NCBI's taxonomy places the organism in Eukaryota, Fungi, Ascomycota, Eurotiomycetes, Eurotiales, Aspergillaceae. Gene Ontology annotation, cellular component: fungal-type vacuole membrane; plasma membrane. The record is from RefSeq and is a predicted model, not a curated record.
AUGUCUCCAACAAUACCAGACGACUCAGAGACCCCAGAGCCCUUGCAUCCCCAGCACCGAUCCAUGGCCGAGACCCAAGAGAGCCUCCGCAACCGGGGCAUCGCAGAAACCCCUCAACCGUUGGAUUACAAUUACCCAGCAAUUGGACACGACACGGACCCUGUGUUCCCUGAAGAAUACACCGUUGAAACCAGUACCGGUCUUGUUCCCCAAGCAACCUUGGAGCAGAUUCGAUCUCAUGGCUCUGUUCCAUCCACGAAAGUCGGCACACCAGCAAAUGAGGUCGACACAGACAUUGAAAAGGGAGGAAAGGGCUCCACGGAGUUUGUAACAUUCACCAUCAAUGAUCCGGAACACCCUUACAACUGGUCUCGCAUUUAUCGCUGGUAUAUCACUAUGGUGGCUUCCGCAGUUGUGGUAUGUGUCGCAUUUGGGUCCUCCAUUGUCACCGGAGGAUUGGGUUUGAUUGAACAUAAAUACAAUGUCUCUCUCGAAGUUGCAAUCCUGACAUGUUCAAUCAUGGUCUGUGGAUUCGCAGUUGGUCCUCUACUCUGGUCUCCCCUCUCCGAGAUCAUCGGCCGAAGACCUGUAUACAUCAUCUCUCUCACUUUAUAUACCAUCUUCAACAUUCCAUGCGCUCUCUCCCCAAACAUCGGUGGCUUGCUUGUAUGCCGAUUCCUCUGCGGUGUCUUCUCCAGUUCGGGCCUUUCUCUCGCUGGCGGCACCAUCGCCGAUAUCUGGAGCAUCGAAGAGCGUGGUAUGGCUAUCGCUUACUUUGCUGCUGCACCUUACUGUGGCCCUGUGCUUGGUCCCAUCGUGACCGGUUGGAUCAACAUCGGAACUGGCCGCCUCGAACUUUUCUUUUGGGUGAACCUAGCCUUCGCCGGUGCCAUCACGAUCCUGAUCGGCCUUGUCCCAGAGACAUAUGCUCCAGUGAUUCUUAAGCGCCGCGCCGCAAGACUCCGCAAAGAAACUGGAAACCCAAACAUCAUCACCGAGCAAGAAAAGACGAAGCUCACAUUCAGCGAAAUCGCUCGCACAAGUCUGAUCCGACCCAUCACUAUGAUCAUGACCGAGCCCGUUCUUGACCUAAUGUGCAUGUAUAUCGUGCUGAUCUACGCAAUGCUCUACGCCUUCUUCUUCGCAUACCCAGUGAUCUUCCCCAAGCUUUAUGGCUACAACGACGGCCAGGUCGGACUCAUGUUCAUUCCCAUUCUGAUCGGUGCCGGCUUCGCUCUGGUUGUCACUCCCACCAUUGAGGGCAAGUUCAAGAAGAUCUGCAGUAUGCGAUCUCCAACACCAGAAGAUCGACUCUACGCGGCCCUGCUUGGGGCACCUUUAAUCCCGAUUGCCUUCUUCAUCUUGGGCGCUACCUCCUACAAACAUAUCAUCUGGGUCGGACCUGCUUCGUCGGGUAUUGCCUUUGGCUUCGGCAUGGUGUUGUGCUACUAUUCAGUGAAUAAUUAUAUCAUUGAUUCGUACCAGAAGUACGCUGCGUCGGCUUUGGCGGCCAAAGUCUUCCUGCGCUCUGGUGGUGGUGCAGCUUUCCCACUGUUCACCACGCAGAUGUAUGAUCGUCUUGGUUUGCAGUGGGCUUCUUGGCUGCUUGCUUUCAUUGGUGUUGGUAUGGUUUUCAUCCCGUAUAUCUUCUACUUCUUUGGGGCAGCACUGCGUGCAAGACUUACUCGGGGCUAG